Messenger RNA from Fusarium redolens, 246 nucleotides. RefSeq lists its product as uncharacterized. The record is from RefSeq and is a predicted model, not a curated record. Bases 1 to 246 code for a protein of 81 amino acids. NCBI's taxonomy places the organism in Eukaryota, Fungi, Ascomycota, Sordariomycetes, Hypocreales, Nectriaceae. The transcript is spliced from 2 exons.
AUGCCAGACGGCACCGAGAACCCGAAAAAAAACACAACAGAUCUGAGUAUCGAGGCUAAUAAGGCAUCCAAGGCAUAUCUAAGUUAUUUGCAGGAUGAAGUUCAGAGACUGAAAGAUGAAGAAGGUCGGGAUCAGUGGAUGUUAGAGCUCGUGGAACGGAAUGAGCUUCUGGAGAAGGAAAUACAGCGAAUGGCGGAACAAAUCAAGGAGUCGAGCCCUGGGAAGGAACAGGAAGCUAAGAAAUAA